AUUUAGUCUCAAUUUGUCAAUUUAAAGCCACGUUUACUACGCGAUGUUAUUGGACAGCUGACGUUUCGAUGCAUGAAAAACUGGCUUUAGUAUUUUUGCAGAUCGCAUGUCGCGUAUCUCUGUGUUGUAUAUUUUUCGAGCCAUUUUAUUGUAUUUUACCUGUCAUUAGUGCGUAUAUAUUCAAACGUAAUUAUCAUUGUGAGGAAAAUAAACUCGCUAAUACGAAGAAUAUAAAAUAACAAAAACAUUGUAGUAAGAAUUAUAAAAAAAGCGUAGUAUAGGAUAGAUAUCCAUUAAUGAAUACCUAACCUAACCUAACCUAUUUAGCAAUCCUCUUUUUCAAUAGAAAAGUGCGAUUUGGCAUGAUUACAAUUGAUAACGAACGUCGUACACAAUGCAAUGUCGUCUUUAUUAUUAAUGAGAUACUAAUUAAUUCUACAGUUUAACCUUGCAGUGCAUCAUCGGCUAAAGAAUAUAAAAAUUUGAUUUGGAUAUAUAAUGGACAUUGUCUAAGAUCAAUAAGAUAGUUUUUAUUAUCAAAUCAGCAUCACAUAUAAAUAGUAUUGUAUUAUAAAAAAUGAGCGAGACUCCAACAAAUGAUAUACCUGAGAGCAACGGUGCAAUGGAGCAGUCUGCUUACAAUGGCGAGGCAGAAGAGCAUGCUGCUAAGUCUCCAGUAAGUACAGAAGAGAAAGCACCGGAUUCGAUAUGUGAUAAUGGUAUAAAAAGGAAUGCUAUUGCCACUGGCAAUAGUAAUGCACCAAAUAGAACAAAAAAACGCAAGAAGACUCCAAGAGAUGCCACUGCGCCGAAACAACCUUUGAGUGGUUAUUUCCUGUUUUUAAACGACCGGAGAGAGAAAGUUCGAAACGAAAAUCCGAGUUUAACAUUCACAGAGAUUACAAAGCUUCUGGCUUCGGAGUGGAGUAAAUUACCAGGUGAUCAGAAACAGCAAUAUUUGGAUGCAGCUGAACAAGAUAAGGAGCGCUACAAUCGCGAGUUUAACAACUAUAAGCAAACAGAAGCAUAUCGGUUGUUCAAUGAAAAACAAUCAGAGAGACAAAAUGAAAAUAAGAAGGAAAGAAAUGGCACUGAUGUAAACGUUGAGCAGAAUGACAUCCAGCAAGAUAAGGACAAUGAUUUCACAGGCUUUGACAUCCCUAUUUUUACAGAAGAGUUUCUGGAUCACAACAAAGCCUGUGAGGCUGAAUUAAGACAAUUGCGGAAAGCUACGUCCGACUAUGAAUCUCAGAAUGCAGUUCUCCAGCGACACGUCGACAGUCUGCAUGCGGCUGUGAAUCGCUUGGAAUCCGAAACUAAUCAACAACGAACGAACAAUCAAGCUCUACAGCGCAAUUUGGAUUCUCUUCGUUCGCAAUUGGCAGGCUGCUUCGCUACCAUACCGCUUCCAGGCACGCAUGACGGUGCUACAUUACAAAAUAUCGACAAUUACUUCGAGAGGCUGGAAUCGUUAUUGAGCGGUAACGUCGAACAAAGUCUACGUAAUGCUGUACGCAAUGCUGUGUCUCGUCUAGAGUUAAUUGGAUGACAAUCGCCUCCGGGCAGUACGUCAUUGAAACAUCAUCGUUCGAGGCAUUCACAUCGAAAGUAGCAAAAAAAAUUUUGUUUUUAACGGUUUGUAAAUUCCACUUUUUUCUACCUCAUGGUAGGAUCAAUAUGAUUACCAGUUAUUUAAGUGAAUGAUUGCAUAUGUAUCACAGCUGAUAAUUAUUUGAGGUAUUUCUAUAAUAUAUAUGACAAUAAUUUACAGUUUACUUUACUAUAUUUAUACUUUGACGUAAGUUUUAUUUUAAGUAUGAUAUAGCAAUGUAAUUUAAACUUUUUUGCUUCAUAUCUCAAUGAAGCCAUUUGAUGCAAAUCGUUUAUGCGUUUUUGUGUACACUGGAAUAGUUGGAUCUGUUAAAUUCAGAUACCAGUUAAUUAAUAUCUAAUGUGAAAAUCUAGAGGAUUUAAAUCAUUUCAUUAUUUAGAGAUUUAACGCUUAUCAAUAUACUUGUGUAAUCUUCACGAAUUAUCGUCCAUAUUCAGCAUGUGUUUUUUCAGUUGAUUCCAUUUGAAUCUAAAAUUACAAUAGUUUUUUAUCUCCAUCAUGCUACAUAAAGGCAUUAUUAUAUUUUGUUUAGAAACUUAUCAUUAUUCUAACCUCAAGGAUACUGCAUUAGGUCGAUGGAACUGUUCUGCAUGGAGGAUAAUGGCUUCAAUUUGCGGGAACAAAUUGAUUAUAAUACUUUUUUUUAUCGAUAGGACAGAUCGCAUAAACUCAAACGUAAAUUGUGUAUUCAGUGUCAAAUACUUUUGCACUGCAGCAGAAAUGGCGCUCUGGAAUUUAUCUCUGAAAAUAUGACGACUAAUUAUAAAGAUGAUUUGAAAUUUAA
Messenger RNA from Formica exsecta, 2396 nucleotides. It is a transcript of the gene Hmg-2, whose product is annotated as high mobility group protein 20A. The record is from RefSeq and is a predicted model, not a curated record. The transcript is spliced from 8 exons. Gene Ontology annotation, cellular component: nucleus. The coding region runs from base 578 to 1549 and encodes 323 amino acids. Gene Ontology annotation, biological process: regulation of gene expression. NCBI's taxonomy places the organism in Eukaryota, Metazoa, Arthropoda, Insecta, Hymenoptera, Formicidae.